AUGGCUCACGACUCUGUAGAACAACUGUAUCGUGGUCCUGAUGAAGAAAACGUCAUGAAGCUUGCGGCGAACGCCCUUGACCUCAAGGAGGCCUGGCGAGCCUUGCACUGCCUAUAUCGUAGCGGGAAGCGUGAUAAUGAGGGUGCCCCUAGCUGGACCCUCUUGUGCCAAAACUCGUACAUUCAAGGAAAUGUUGGCGCAAAUCAACAUAUCCAUAGAAAACCCGUUGAAUACCGUGGUUGA
Molecule: messenger RNA, 243 nt
Organism: Morchella sextelata
Lineage: Eukaryota; Fungi; Ascomycota; Pezizomycetes; Pezizales; Morchellaceae
Exons: 1
Coding region: 1-243 (80 amino acids)
Source: RefSeq, a predicted model, not a curated record